Molecule: messenger RNA, 5591 nt
Organism: Drosophila simulans
Lineage: Eukaryota; Metazoa; Arthropoda; Insecta; Diptera; Drosophilidae
Gene: Pvr
Product: vascular endothelial growth factor receptor 1
Exons: 19
Coding region: 345-5171 (1608 amino acids)
Biological process (GO): positive regulation of kinase activity; protein phosphorylation; cell surface receptor protein tyrosine kinase signaling pathway
Cellular component (GO): signaling receptor complex
Molecular function (GO): ATP binding; transmembrane receptor protein tyrosine kinase activity
Source: RefSeq, a predicted model, not a curated record
ACCGUCGAUAGUGCCCCAGCUCUAGUUAACGUUAACUUUUCGAGCUGUUCGGACGUCAAAGCGGAAGAAAAUUCGCGGGCUUUUCACUUUUGUUCGUUGCAAACUGUUCAAACUUUGCCGACGACGCAGUAUUUAUUGUCUUUCAAAAGCAAACGAUACUGCUGAAUACCGCCCCACGCAGAAAGUGUUAAGCACCGAAAUCCACAACUGCAACGCUAAGUGAGCAAAGUGUCUUCCAGCGUGACCAUGGCAUUAAAGGGCCAAAUGUGUUAAAAUUGUGAAUAUUUAUGAGUGUAAAAUUAGCACAAUAUAUAAUCGCAGAGGAAACAAACUAACCAAGCCAAAUGGCGAUGCUUCCGCGGUGGAUUCUGCUGCCCCUGCUCCUGAUUUUGCGGAUCUCGUGGAGCGAUGCUGUGCCUUUGCAGCAGUUCUCGCCGGAUCCCGAUGACAGCAUCGAGAACUGCGGCGGCGAGAAUGGAGCUCCCCUGAUGACGCCCUGCAAGAGCGCCAUAAUCCUGGAUGCCCAGACGAGCACCACGCUAAAGUGCGAGGGCGACGAGCCUAUGAGCUGGUGGACCAGUCAAUCGCAGUACGUGCAUGUAAAGUCCUUCAAUAAUACGGAGGAUCCGGCUCGACCAUUCGGUACCAGCGUGGAUCUCAUCGAGGUGACGGCUGACUAUGUGGCAGCCUACUAUUGCGUGAAGAACUCAAAGUUUAGUCAAAUCGCCAAGGAGGAGCAGUCGGAUGAGGUGAUGAUCGAACUGGUUAAUCAGGGAUACGCCAGCUCCAUCUACGUGUACGUGAAUGAUCCGGACACUAAGCUGGUCGAUAGUCACAACGUGGUGACGGCACGCCAGUACACUGACGUAGUCAUACCCUGCAAGCCAGCCAUGCCGGACACAGAGGUGCUGCUGGAGACCAGUAAUGGAGAAAUGCAUUCCAGCAAAUCUGUCGGUCGAUACGAUCCGCAACGGGGAUUCACCAUCGAAAUUCGCAGCAUCGUGGAUGGCGGCGACUACUACUGCCGCCCCAAUCCGCCAUUCCCGCAUAACGAAGAGGAGAUGACCAGCAUAGAAGUGCGCUUUAUUGGUAACGGUCACAUUGAUACAACCGGAUUGGAAAUCCCUCGUACCCAACCGACUAACAUGGUGUACACAAAUGCACCAGGUGUCACCGAUGGCGAUGACGAGGUCCUCACUGUUACUAACCAAUCGACGGGUAAUGUGGCACUAAUCCGUGGUGGUGAUGGAACUUUAUCCAGGGAGCGGGCACGGCGAAGUCCAGCCCGCCUGGCUCCGAUGAAUGCGUCGCCCUCACCCAGACCAGGGCCUGUAGCAUUGCUGGCCAGUCCCAGUCCAUUGCGAAGGGUAUCUAAUAAAGCUAAACUUUCUACCAACGCCACAGAAGACGGCAAGCCGCUGCCAAAGCCGGUGAUCAGGUCCUCCGUGGAGCAUCAUGUCUUUACGGACACCAACUUCACCCUGGAUUGCGAGCAGUCCGCCUACGUUGAAUCAGUAUACGGAAUGGAAUGGUUCACUCCAUCCCGGGAUGAGAAUCGCAUCUUUGCCUCCCAAUCGAGAACCGAUCCCAAGACCAGGAACAGCACCCACCAGACGGGCAGGAGCACCUUGACAGUGCUGAAUGCACAACCCUCGGACACUGGUCUAUACAAGUGUGUGACCACAGACAAUUCCAACCAGAACGUACAACGUGCCACCUACAGGAUUAAGGUCCUAAAGCAAAACGAAAGUUACCUGAACGUGGGCGAACCAUCGGGUCAUUACAACGUGCAGGAAUAUGCCAAUCGCACCAUCCAGAUGACCGCGAACUUUGAGGGAUUUCCGACGCCCUCCUUCAGCUGGUUCAAGCCCGAUGGCACCGAGGUGCGGCAGUCGGAGAAUAACUUCAAGAUUCUCUCCACGGAAUUGAGCACAAUGCUCCAGGUGCUGAACGCCCAAUUGCAGGACAGCGGCACGUAUGUCCUCCGAGGAUCCAAUUCCUUCGGCAUCGUCCAGCGGGAGUACAAUGUCAGUGUGAUGGACGCUCCGGCGCUAAAGAUGUCCGAUGCCUAUGUCCAGGUGGGAUCUGUGGCGCGACUGGAGUGCACCGUACGCUCCUAUCCGCCGGCUAUCGUCACCUUCUUCUUCCGCCCCUGCAGCCUGGAACCACGGUGGCCCACUUGCUCCGUACUCAAUCAGAACUUUAGCUUGCCGAGUGAACAGGAGAAAUACCAGUUCCAGACCCGACCGAGACCCGGAAAGCUGAGUGUGGAACGCAUAUACGAGGUAUCGUUCCUGCCCACGGAGCCGGGAAUCCUCACGUGCAUUGCCCAAAAUAUCAUUGAUGGAAAGGAACGGAGGUCCCUGACGAAGGCGCACGUUCUGCUGGGCAACAUUUCCGAGAACAUGACCAUAUAUGACUUCGAUAAGGAUCACAAAAUCGCCAAGGAGGAUAAUGUGAACUUCACCUGCGAGGCGCUGGCCUAUCACUUUGAUGGAAAUCUUAAAUGGUUCAUCAAUGGAGAAAAUUUGAAGGAGUCAGAUUUGGUUCGCAUUGAGACCAGCCAUACCAAGUACUCCUACAAGAGCACUGUACACAUCUCCACGAUAUCCGACAGGGAUCGUGGAACCUACGAGUGCCGGGCCUACCACAACGACAACGACGCCGUUUACAGCAGCCGGGAGAUAGACUUGUACGUCCACGAUCCCUCUGCUCCUCAGUGGACAAACGCCGACCAGGCGGGACACUCGAAAAUAAAGCGCAAACUUAGCCAAACGCUGGAGCUGGAGUGUGCCUCCACAGCGGUUCCCGUGGCCAUUGUGCGUUGGUUUAAGGACGACAAGGAGGUGACCGAAUCAAAGCUCAGGCACAUUAUUGAAAAGGAAUCCAAGCUGCUGAUCACUCACCUCUAUCCCGGAGAUGAAGGCGUCUACAAGUGUGUGGUCGAGAACCGACUGGACAGAAUCGAACGCUCCUUCACGGUGGUGAUAUCAGAUCUGCCCGGCAUUAGCAUGGCCUGGGUGUGGUUCGGUGUGAUACUAUUCCUCAUCCUGAUCGGUCUGUGCCUCUUCCUGGCCGUGCGCUACCAGAAGGAGCACAAGCGGCAUCUGGCCCUUAAGGCAGCCGGAUUGGCCAACUUCGAGGAGGGCGCCGUGGGACACAUUAAUCCCGAUCUGACCCUGGACGAGCAGGCGGAACUGCUGCCCUACAAUCGGGAAUUCGAGUUCCCGCGGGACAACCUGAAGCUGGGCAAGCAACUGGGAGCCGGAGCAUUUGGCGUAGUGCUCAAGGGCGAGGCCAAGGGCAUUCGGCGAGAGGAGCCCACCACCACGGUGGCCGUCAAAAUGGUCAAGGCGACGGCUGACAACGAGGUGGUGCGGGCACUGGUCUCCGAGCUCAAGAUCAUGGUACAUCUGGGACAGCACUUGAAUGUGGUCAAUCUCCUGGGUGCAGUUACAAAAAAUAUAGCAAAGCGCGAACUCAUGGUCAUUGUGGAAUACUGUCGCUUUGGCAACAUUCAGAACUUCCUUCUGAGGAACAGGAAGUGCUUUAUCAAUCAAAUCAAUCCAGAUACCGAUCACAUUGACCCCAGCAUCAUGACCCAGCGCAUGUCCGACAACUAUGAACUAAACCGCGAUACGAAUGGUGGUGGCUUGAAGUACGCCAAUGUCGGUUUCCCGAUCCACUCUUACAUUAAUGAGCCGCACAACAAUAACACGCAACCGCCAACUCAUCGCAGAAACUCGGACAAUGAUCCCCGAUCGGGCACCCGAGCCGGACGAACCGGAUCCGGAUCAGCCACCUACAGCUACGACCGUCAGAUGGAUACCUGUGCCACCGUGAUGACCACCGUCCCAGAAGACGAUCAAAUAAUGUCCAAUAACUCCGUACAACCCGCCUGGCGUUCCAAUUACAAAACCGACUCCACGGAGGCGAUGACAGUGACCACUGUGGAUUUGAUCAGUUGGGCAUUCCAAGUGGCAAGGGGCAUGGAUUACUUGUCCUCCAAGAAGGUGUUGCACGGCGAUCUGGCCGCCAGAAAUAUUCUCCUCUGCGAGGACAAUGUGGUAAAGAUUUGUGACUUUGGUCUGGCUCGAUCCAUGUAUCGAGGGGAUAACUACAAGAAGUCAGAGAGUGGAAAGCUGCCCAUCAAGUGGCUGGCGCUGGAAUCGCUGAGCGAUCAUGUGUUCAGCACAUAUAGCGAUGUUUGGUCCUAUGGAAUUGUUCUAUGGGAGAUGUUCUCGCUGGCCAAGGUGCCGUAUCCGGGCAUCGAUCCCAACCAGGAGCUUUUUAACAAACUGAACGACGGCUACCGCAUGGAGAAGCCGAAAUUUGCCAACCAGGAGCUCUACGAGAUUAUGCUAGAGUGCUGGCGAAAGAAUCCCGAGAGCAGACCUUUGUUUGCUGAGCUGGAGAAGCGAUUUGCAAACAUGCUGGGCGAGGAUGUAGCCAGCCACUACUUGGACCUAAACAAUCCGUACAUGCAGAGCAACAUUGAGUACAUGAAGAAGCAGUCCACGGAUUACCUGGCACUGAUGGGCUCACCCGACGAGAUGGCGCCUGCAGCUCCGCGCUACGUGAACGGGCACAUAGUUCCCGAUAUACGCAUCGAGGAGCUGCCGGAUGACUACAUGGAGAUGAGCCGGGACUCUGAUCCCGAUGCCAGCACCGCCAUAUUCUCACCCAAACGCCUCGAGGGCGAGACCUCAGACUUUCCGGAUUUCUCUAGCGAAACCACUUUCAAUUUCCCAGGGGCGCGACAGUCGCCUACGCUGAGUAACAAUCUCAACAGCGGAUCGAGUAAGCCGCUCCGCAAGAAGAACGGCAUGCCAACUGUCGAUGUGGCGGAUCAGGCGCCGGAGGAGAUACCUAUGCUGCAUCGCCGCUCCACCGGAUCGGAUGGGAGUCCGGAGCAGGGAAGGCGCUUCAAUCAGGCCAUCAUGCAGCAGUAUGCCACGCCCACACCGUCCCCUCGCCAUCAUGUGGAAACCAAACUCAAUGGGCAGUCCUCCGAAAACUAUGUGAAUAUGAAGCCACCCAGGAAGAAUAUACCCGGCAAAACCACAACAGGUGGCGGGGGCGCUGGUGCUGGAGCCUCCACGGAGGCCUUCUCGAAUCCCAGCUAUCAGCCACUGUCCACCGUCAACGAGAAGGAGCAACGAAGGUAUUAGGACGUCCCGGAGCCAUUAGCUUAAGUUUAGGACCUCUUUGCAGCUCAGUUGGAGUUUUAAGUGAAAUUUUAAAUAGAAAAUUUUAAAUAUAAUCAACUUAUGUAAUGACUAUUGUUGAUCUUAGGAAAACAAAUUGUUAACAGAAAGUAAUCGUACGCGAUAGAACCUUUUAAAAAAUGUUAAAAUUUCAACUUAAUUGUUUAGGGGCCUUUAAGAAACAAUACUACUUAGUGGCAUUGUCAAGAUUCUGAUAUAGCUUUAGGACCACACACUCACUCCAUGUUAUAUACUAUUAAUGCCAUUUCAUGUUUUACAUUUAGUGUAGCCUAAGUUUAUUAAACUUAUAUAUGUAAAUGAUUGUCUUAAAAUGUGUAUGCAUGUACCUACGACUACUCAAAUACAAUGGGUAUGAUAACAAUA